Messenger RNA from Phycodurus eques (leafy seadragon), 1946 nucleotides. RefSeq names its product glutamine synthetase. Lineage: Eukaryota; Metazoa; Chordata; Actinopteri; Syngnathiformes; Syngnathidae. Gene Ontology annotation, cellular component: cytoplasm. The record is from RefSeq and is a predicted model, not a curated record. The transcript has 7 exons. The coding region runs from base 155 to 1270 and encodes 371 amino acids. Gene Ontology annotation, molecular function: glutamine synthetase activity.
UAUGGCCGGAGCAGCGGUUCGGUACCGGAGAAUGGUAGAAAUACAAACGGGGCAGCGCAAGACCAGACACUGGACCUGCCAGUCCUUUAGUUUUUAUUUCAAUUUUCUCCUUUCUCCAGGUGUGUUAUAGUAGGAAAUAAUAAUAAUUGAAAAGAUGGCCACGUCGUCCAGCGCUACCUUGAGCAAAGUCAUCAAGCAGCAUUACCUGGAGUUGCGUCAGGGCGAUAAAGUCCAGGCCAUGUACAUCUGGGUCGACGGAACCGGAGAGGGGCUCCGGUGUAAAACGAGGACUUUGGAUUUUGAGCCCAAAAGUGUUGAAGAACUUCCCGAAUGGAACUUCGACGGUUCCAGCACUUACCAGGCCGAAGGCUCCAACAGCGACAUGUAUCUCAUCCCUGCCGCCAUGUUCCGUGACCCCUUUCGCAAAGACCCAAACAAGCUGGUGCUCUGUGAGGUUUUCAAGUACAACCGCAUGCCUGCAGAAACCAACCUGCGGCUGAAAUGCAAUAAGGUGAUGAAGAUGGUAGAAGAGCAAGUUCCCUGGUUUGGCAUGGAGCAGGAGUACACCAUCCUGGGCACGGACGGACACCCCUUUGGCUGGCCGUCCAAUGGAUUCCCAGGACCUCAAGGUCCAUACUACUGUGGUGUGGGAGCAGACAAAGCCUAUGGACGAGAUAUAGUGGAGGCCCAUUACAGAGCUUGUCUCUACGCUGGGGUUCAGAUCUGUGGCACAAAUGCAGAAGUGAUGCCGGCCCAGUGGGAGUUCCAGGUUGGCCCGUGCGAAGGGAUCGACAUGGGCGACCAUCUGUGGGUUGCGCGCUUCAUCCUGCACCGCGUUUGCGAAGAUUUCGGAGUGAUCGCGUCGUUUGACCCCAAGCCGAUCCCCGGCAACUGGAACGGCGCCGGCUGCCACACAAACUUCAGCACGAAGGAGAUGAGAGAAGACUGUGGAUUGAAAGCCAUCGAGGACUCCAUCGAGAAGCUGGGUAAGAGGCACCGCUAUCACAUCCGUGCCUACGACCCCAAAGGCGGGCUGGACAACGCCCGCCGCCUCACCGGCCACCACGAGACCUCCAACAUCAACGAGUUCUCAGCAGGCGUGGCCAACCGCGGCGCCAGCAUCCGUAUUCCGCGCAACGUGGGCCAGGAGAAGAAGGGUUACUUCGAGGACCGCCGCCCGUCGGCCAACUGCGACCCGUAUGGCGUCACAGAGGCGCUCGUUCGCACCUGUUUGCUGAGCGAAGAGGGCGAUGAACCCGCGGAUUACUGAAGCCACAACUCGUGGAUUGACUCCAACUGCCCACCCUCCUAAAUUGACCUUUUCUUUGAAGUAGUACUGUAUUUUCUUCCCAACCCCUCUCACUGUUUAACCUGCAUUUUAAAUGGCUUCAAGUUGGCUGGUCAACUUAAAAUGGCUAAUUAAAGUCUUUAGUAGUCCCCCUCUGGUCGUGGCAGGGUACACCUUCCCCUCGUCAUUAGAAGGGAUUGGCUUUUGUAACGUCUUUUUCUAGCCAUGUCAAUGCUGUUCCCCAAUCCCAUAAAUGAACUCAAGCACAUGGACACUGAAGCGUAGAGCUGCUAAAGCUGCACAGCAUGUACGGUUUAACAAGUCUUUAGUUCAUGUCCUGCUAAUUUACUUUGGUCUUUUCCAACUACCCACGGUACUAACUCUUUGAUUUUGUUUUUUAUUAUGUGUAUUUUUAAAUGGCAACGUUUGUCUUCAGAUUUCUGACACACUGGGUCAACUAUGUUGGUACACUUGUAGAUGUCUGUGCCCAGAUUAUGUAUGACGUUCAAAUGUGGUGGAUCUGUCCAUAAUGCCAUUUGUAGAUUUUCCUCAAGGAGUUUUAUCCUUUCGUUAAGGCACCCAGUUUGGUAAAUUUGUCAAGUUUACUGAACCUUGGUUAUUUUUCUCUUGAUACAUUUAAAACUUAUUUUUAUCACGA